UCCGCCACCGUAGCCGAAAUGCCGUCGCAAAACAAGAUGCUGCGCUGGUUGGACAAGCUCAACAAUCGACUGAAGGAGGACCUGGAGCGGGACCGGAUCCCUGUGAGCGAAGCAUCCAAAAGCAUCAUCGUGUACUGCAACACCACCCCGGACUACAUGGUCCCAUCGGUUUGGGGCGCCGCCCCAUCAGUUCUGGGCGAAGUCCGCGAGGAGCCGGCUCCACAGAAGCCGGGCUUGAAGGGUCGCUUUACCAAGUUGUUCAAGAGGCGUGGUUCGCGUUCGUAGUUCUUCUCUAACAAGCUCGAGAAGCGAAAAAACUACAACCAUGAAUAGAGACAGAGAGAUAGAGGAAAGAGAAAUAGAUUGAAGAGUAUGAGAAGAAUUGAAAGGGAAAUGGAAAAUGGAAUUAAAAAGAAGAGCAGAAAACGAAGCAGAAAAGAAAUGAAAACAUUAAAUAAUUUGAUGCCA
Molecule: messenger RNA, 468 nt
Organism: Gaeumannomyces tritici R3-111a-1
Lineage: Eukaryota; Fungi; Ascomycota; Sordariomycetes; Magnaporthales; Magnaporthaceae
Exons: 2
Coding region: 19-285 (88 amino acids)
Biological process (GO): G protein-coupled receptor signaling pathway
Cellular component (GO): heterotrimeric G-protein complex
Molecular function (GO): G-protein beta-subunit binding
Source: RefSeq, a predicted model, not a curated record